AUUUGAUGAAGACAGAUUGAUCACCAUUGAAAAGGUGUGGAAGUGUGAAGGGAGGCUCUUAAGUUCAAGAGGAGGAGACCCCCACAACAAGCUCAAAGACAUAUGCCUCUCUUUUGCACUCUUCAAGCUCCUCCGUUUGAGAUAUGCUGGCUACUCAUUGCCACAAGAGGCUCACGAGAAGACAUGGAACUUGAUUCGCCAUGGAUUGCUCUCGCCAGAUGAUGGUUACAAGCGAGCGUUUCGAGUCGUCGAGGUCGAGCUCACCUUCCUUUUCGAUUUCUUCUACACCAAGUACGGUGUCAUAUUCCAGCCUGGCAGCUUGAAAAACAAAUUUUUGGAGUUUGUGACUGUUAUUAUCAGCAUCUGGGCUACAACAUCACUCUUGAAGCAUCACAAGAGACCUGAUAAUAACUGUCUAUUGGCCACACUGCCAAAUGGGUUGAGUGUCGACGUACUCGUGACCUGCGUGAUGAUAAUCUUGCUCGUCGUCGCAGAGCUCAUGCAGUUCUUCUUCAUGGGUUUCUCGGUAUGGGCUAAGGUGAUAUGGAUCUGCCAGUAUGUGCAGAAUAAGUCAUGGCAAGAGAGAACAUGUGGAUUGAGCGGAUGAUCAGACUGGUAUGUGAAGUCCGGUUGCUGAAGCCCUGGGAGCGAAAGCUUCGUCAGCACUCAUUCCUCGAGUCAUACUUGUAUAACCCUUCCAGGUUAUUGAACAACGCGUUUAUGGCGACCUAUAUUGAUCAAACUAGGGACGGCCAGAGACAGAGCACGCCGAUCCAAUUGCCUGAAGAAGUGAAGCAAGCGAUGUUUCAUGCUCUGAAGUCGAAUUACGGUACUAAAUUGGAGAAUGGACAGGCCUCACUGAGAAUGGACAAUGAGUCCCAGAAGCUGCUGUGGGCGUGCCGGCUUGAGACACAGACUCAGGUCAUAAUGGUGUGGCACAUCGCCACUAGCUUCUGUGAGUACCAACUGCCGCUAGGAAGAUCAGACUCGCCAGCAACGAGGAGGAGUUUCCUCGUGGCAACUAGCUUAUCCAAGUAUCUGGCUUACUUGGUCGCUUUUGCUCCACGGCUACUGCCGGAUCACCCUUAUGCUGCCGAGUACGUGUUCGAUCAGGCGGUCAUCGAAGCCAGGGACUUCUUUAAAAAAUGCGAGAAAAUGGAGGACUGGGUUGAGAAGAUGGAGGAGAACCGCAGUGGCCUUUCUGCAAGUGGAGAAACUGUUACCAACCGGGGUGCUCGGCUCGGGAAGCAGAUCGCAAAUGAUAUAAGACGCAAGGACGUGAUCUGGAGGAUUCUGGCCGAGUUUUGGGUGGAAAUGGUGUUGUAUGUCGCGCCUUCAGACGAUGCGAGAGCGCAUGCGGAGCAUUUGACUAAAGGAGGCGAGUUUGUGACUCACUUGUGGGCUUUGCUCACUCACGCAGGGAUCGAGAGAGCUGCUCCUUCAAGGCCGCGACAUGCUCUGGCGAGAAGCAACAGCUUGUGA
Rhodamnia argentea is the source of this 1482-nucleotide messenger RNA. RefSeq lists its product as uncharacterized. The coding region runs from base 574 to 1482 and encodes 302 amino acids. The record is from RefSeq and is a predicted model, not a curated record. Lineage: Eukaryota; Viridiplantae; Streptophyta; Magnoliopsida; Myrtales; Myrtaceae. The transcript is spliced from 2 exons.